Molecule: messenger RNA, 878 nt
Organism: Phycomyces blakesleeanus NRRL 1555(-)
Lineage: Eukaryota; Fungi; Mucoromycota; Mucoromycetes; Mucorales; Phycomycetaceae
Exons: 3
Coding region: 26-733 (235 amino acids)
Biological process (GO): ribosomal large subunit assembly; cytoplasmic translation
Cellular component (GO): cytosolic large ribosomal subunit; ribosome
Molecular function (GO): structural constituent of ribosome; RNA binding
Source: RefSeq, a predicted model, not a curated record
CCACCCUCUUUUUCGCUAUUCUACUAUGCCGCACGCACCCAGAAACAGCUUCCUCGUUCCCGGCGUUGCCCAGUUCAGUCGCUCGACCACCUUCGCCAAGAAGGCCCUCCACAAGCGUCAGAAGAAGGCUGUCGCUGCCCCUGCCAAGAAGGCUGUCACCGACAAGACUGUCGAUGUAAAGGGUGCCAAGAACGGUUCCAAGCGCACUGUUCCUGCCAAGAAGGCCGAUCGCUUCUACCCCGCUGAGGAUGUUCCCCAGCCCAAGAAGUCCCGCAAGGUCUCCAAGAUCGGUGCUCUCCGUGCCACCAUCACCCCCGGUACCGUUGUCAUCUUGUUGGCCGGUCGUCACCGUGGAAAGCGCGUUGUUGCCUUGAAGCAGCUCGACAGUGGUCUUUUGUUGGUCACUGGUCCCUUCAAGAUCAACGGCGUUCCUCUCCGUCGUGUCAACCAGGCUUACGUCCUUGCCACCUCCACUAAGAUCGAUGUCUCCUCCGUCAAGUUGGAUGCCAAGAUCAACGACGCCUACUUCAAGAAGGCUGCUGGUGCCAAGGCACAGGGUUUCCUUGAGGGUGCCGAGAAGAAGGCUGCCUUCCCCGCCUCCAAGGCUGCUGACCAGAAGGUCGUUGACAAGGCCAUCAUUGAUGCUGCCGCCAAGACCCCUCUCCUCCGUCAGUACUUGAGCUCCACCUUUGGCUUGUCCAAGGGUCAGUUCCCCCACGCCAUGCAGUUCUAAGUUUAUCUUUCCAUUGUACAGCACUUACUAAAAUAAAUAAAUAAAAAAGUUUGUGAAAGAAAGGAAAUCCCAUACCUCUUUGAUGGAAUUGUAGACGAAUUGAAAUGAAUCAUUAUAAUAAACACUAUGUAAUAAGAAUUCAACU